Molecule: messenger RNA, 1044 nt
Organism: Caretta caretta (loggerhead turtle)
Lineage: Eukaryota; Metazoa; Chordata; Testudines; Cheloniidae
Source: RefSeq, a predicted model, not a curated record
AUGGGUGAAUCCGACUAUUACUUAAACUCGUCUUCAGACGACUAUGAAGAGUAUGGGAACUUCAGUUAUUUUAACAACUCUAGUAAUGUGUGUGAAAUGGAUGACCUCCACACAUUUGGUGCCCAUCUCACCACCAUUCUGUACUCGCUGGCUUUUGUUCUUAGCCUGCUAGGAAAUAGUUUGGUGUUAUGGAUCCUAAUGAAGUAUGAAAACCUUGCGUCUUUAACAAACAUCUUCAUCAUGAACCUUUGCAUCUCUGACCUGGUCUUCUCUUGCGUGCUGCCCUUCUGGAUCGUGUAUCAUUUGCAUGGAUGGAUUUUUGGUGAUUUCCUCUGCAAGGCUGUGAAUACUGUUUUCUCCAUCAGCUACUACAGUGGUAUUAUUUUUUUGACCAUAAUGACUAUUCUCCGGUACUUGGCAGUGGUGAACCCCUUGUCAGCCUUGAGUACUCAGACACGCCAGUGUGGCAUUCAGGUGAGCUUGGCCAUUUGGGGUGCUAGCUUGUUAGUUGUGGUUCCUGAGAUGAUUUUCACCCAAGUGCAAAUUGAUCUGGAUGAUUUCAGGACCUGUGAUUACACUGACUUACAUUGGAAAAGGGUAGACAUUUAUCAGCGAAAUGUCUUCUUUCUCUUUUCCUUUGUUGUUAUUGUAUUUUGUUACGUCAAGAUACUACAAAUUCUGCUCAGAACAAGAUCUCACAGGAAGCACAGAACUGUGAGACUCAUCUUUACCAUUGUGGCAGCUUUUUUCCUGAGUUGGGCACCUUAUAAUAUACUCUGUUUCCUGCAAACUUUGCCAGCUCAUUACAUCUUUCUGAACUGUGAGAUCCAAAAGAACAUUGCGUAUGCCUUCUACAUCAGCCGCAAAAUUGCCUUUUCCCACUGCUGCCUUAACCCUGUGCUCUAUGUAUUUGUUGGGGUCAAAUUCAGAAGACAUUUGAUGCACCUGUGCAAUUACCUCUGCCCAUGCAACAAUGGGAAAAUCUCCAGCCCCAGGAUUUAUUCUCAUGGCAAAUUCCACUAUGAAGAUAAUUCCAUUUACUGA